GUUGCGCCUGUCAUCUCUUUCCCCUCCCAUUCUCGGGGUCAGUGCGGAGGCUGACUAGGCGCCAUGGCGGUUCUGCUGGAGACUACUUUGGGCGACGUCGUCAUCGACUUGUACACAGAGGAGCGGCCGCGAGCUUGCUUGAAUUUCCUGAAAUUGUGCAAAAUGAAAUAUUAUAAUUAUUGCCUUAUUCACAAUGUACAGAGGGAUUUUAUCAUACAAACCGGUGAUCCUACGGGUACUGGCCGUGGAGGAGAGUCUAUUUUUGGUCAACUGUAUGGAGAUCAGGCAAGCUUUUUUGAGGCAGAAAAGGUGCCAAGAAUUAAGCACAAGAAGAAAGGCACUGUGUCCAUGGUGAACAAUGGCAGUGAUCAACAUGGAUCUCAGUUUCUUAUUACUACAGGAGAAAAUCUAGAUUACCUUGAUGGUGUUCAUACAGUGUUUGGUGAAGUGACAGAAGGCAUGGACAUAAUUAAGAAAAUUAAUGAGACCUUUGUUGACAAGGAUUUUGUACCAUAUCAAGAUAUCAGGAUAAAUCAUACAGUGAUUUUAGAUGAUCCGUUUGAUGACCCUCCUGAUUUAUUAAUUCCUGAUCGAUCACCAGAACCCACAAGAGACCAAUUAGAUAGUGGUCGAAUAGGAGCAGAUGAAGAAAUUGAUGACUUCAAAGGAAGAUCAGCUGAAGAAGUAGAAGAAAUAAAGGCAGAAAAGGAGGCUAAAACCCAAGCUAUUCUUUUAGAGAUGGUGGGAGACCUACCAGAUGCAGAUAUUAAGCCACCAGAAAAUGUGCUGUUUGUGUGUAAAUUGAAUCCGGUGACUACAGAUGAGGAUUUGGAAAUAAUAUUCUCAAGAUUUGGCCCAAUAAGAAGUUGUGAAGUUAUCCGAGAUUGGAAAACAGGAGAGUCACUCUGCUAUGCUUUCAUUGAAUUUGAAAAGGAAGAAGAUUGUGAGAAAGCAUUCUUCAAAAUGGAUAAUGUACUUAUAGAUGACAGAAGAAUACACGUGGAUUUUAGCCAGUCUGUUGCAAAGGUUAAGUGGAAAGGAAAAGGUGGGAAAUACACAAAGAGUGAUUUCAAGGAGUAUGAAAAGGAGCAAGACAAAUCAUCUAAUUUGGUUCUGAAAGAUAAAGUAAAGCCGAAACAGGAUGCAAAAUAUGAUCUUAUAUUAGAUGAGCAGGCAGAAGAUUCAAAAUCAAGUCACUCACACACAAGUAAAAAACACAAGAAAAAAACACGACACUGCUCUGAAGAAAAGGAAGAUGAAGACUAUAUGCCAAUCAAAAAUACUAACCAGGAUAUCUACAGGGAAAUGGGAUUUGGUCACUAUGAAGAAGAAAGCUCUUGGGAGAAACAAAAAAGUGAAAAGAGAGACCGACCUGAAAACCGAAGUCGUAGCCGAUCUCGAGAAAGAGAUGGGCACUACAGUAAUAGUCACAAAUCCAGAUACCAAACUGAUGCUUAUGAAAGAGAAAGGAGUAAAAAGAGAGACCGAAGCAGAAGUCCAAAGAAGUCCAAAGACAAAUCCAAGUACAGAUAAAAGUUGAACUAGAAAUGAGUGGUUAACAUAUUUACUCCUGCCUAAUUUAGAGUACCAGCAGAGCAGAUUAGAUUUUGUGUCAGAGAAGUUAAAGACUCUAUUUGUUAUAUUUUUUUUUCAUACUAAGAUUUUGGCCCUUAUUUAAGAUUAAUACUGAUAAUAUAGGGCACUGAAUGAUAAAGAAUUGAACAUUUUCUGUGUAUUUUUUUUACACAUUAUUUACGUAAAUGGUAAUAUUCAUUUUCAGUGUCUUUCACAUUUAGACUCUUGUUUUUUAAAUGAAGCAUUUCUUACUGCAAGAAUGCAUAAAUCUGUAUAUGUAAGUUUUAAAGAAUAAUAAAUAUGAAUGUCGGUGUAUUAAUCAGCCAGCUUAAGAACCAGAACAAGUCCUAUAUUUCAGGAGCCCUGUAUAUGCCCUUUCUCCCACGUAAUUAUUAUUCUGUUUUGUCAUUCUCUUGCUUGUGGUCUUAUAGCUUUUGUAUGUAUCCUUAAAUGAAAUGUUAAUUUUGUAUGUUUUUGAAUUUUAUAUAAGUGGCAUAAUGUAUGUUUACUUCUGUGGCUUUCUUUUUUCAGUUUAAUAUUUUUAAGACUCAUUGA
Fukomys damarensis (Damara mole-rat) is the source of this 2130-nucleotide messenger RNA. RefSeq names its product peptidylprolyl isomerase like 4 (gene Ppil4). The record is from RefSeq and is a predicted model, not a curated record. Lineage: Eukaryota; Metazoa; Chordata; Mammalia; Rodentia; Bathyergidae. Gene Ontology annotation, biological process: protein peptidyl-prolyl isomerization. The transcript has 13 exons. Gene Ontology annotation, cellular component: nucleus. The coding region runs from base 64 to 1533 and encodes 489 amino acids. Gene Ontology annotation, molecular function: RNA binding; peptidyl-prolyl cis-trans isomerase activity.